AUGAAGAGCCGUGAGCAUGAACAGGUAUCCAUCGAGCAACACAAAACAAGAAGAGGAAAGUCACGCGAGGUUAGUUCACGUUUUCUGUCUCCGUCUUCAUCCUCUUCUCCUAACCGCAGAAACUCCACUUCCAAUUCAUCUACCAAUAAGAGAGAUGAUGACUGUGAGAACAACAAGGCGCGUUUAAAAGCUCAUCCCGGUCUGAAAAAGCAUGAUGAUCGGAUGACAGAUGGCGCACGGCUUUCUUUCGGCUUCCCAAAUCAGAGCUGUGGCCCUCAAGUUGACACAAAAGAGAAUCGCAGGCCUUCACCAUGGAUCAGUGAUGAUGUCAUACUUCCUGGCAGAUUUUCCGUCGAUGAAAGUGCUCUCUACAGGAGAAACUCUUGCUCUCUAAGUGAAUACGAGUCGUCCUAUAACAACGAUGAAUCAGAUUCAGAGUCCUUUGCUUCAACUCGGAUCCACAAACCUGGUAUCAAGGUCUCUUCCAAAUAUCUGCAUGAUUUAAGAGAAAGACCGAGCAGAGGGUCAUCGGCCAAACUAAGGUCACAAGAAGGUUCUCAGAAAACUAACAGCUUUAGGGGCAUUGAGAAUAUGAUCAAGAGGACUAAUCCAGUGUCCAGGUAUGGCAGCUCCAUGUCUCAGUGGGCGCUCUCACCAGGAAGAUCAUUGGAUACUCAGGCCGUUACAUUUCCAACUUUAAGCCUGAAGCCUCCAAGAGGGAAAGGCGUUGGAAAACUAUUCAACCUUGGCUUCGAUUUCUUCAGGAGCAAGAAGAAGUCUUCUCCCUUUUCUUCACCGUUAAAACCAACGGCAAGUGACGCAGAGGCUGCUCAUCAGCUGAAGCUUAUGAACAAUCGGUUGCUUCAAUGGAGGUUUGUCAACGCUAAAGCAUCUGCUGCAAACAACAACGUAGCCUCCCGAGAGAAGAGACAAGUACUCUGUACGUGGGACACUCUUACCAAGUUAAAACAUUUGGUUAUGCAAGAGAGAAUUAAACUGCAGGAGAAAAACUUGGAGAUGAAGCUGGUUCAUGUGCUUCUUUCUCAGGUUAAGCAUCUUGAAGCAUGGGAGGACAUAGAAAGACAGCACUUAUCAUCUCUGUCCAUGACCGGACAAGCCCUGCAUUCUGUACUUUCCAGGCUUCCCCUAAGGGAAGGUGCACAGGUGAAGAUAGAAUCGGUUGUCACUACAUUUCAGAAAGUAGAAGCAGUCACUGAUGCUAUCAUUUCAACUGUGAAAAGUUUUGCUCCCACGAUGGAGGGUGUCGUUUUACUUGCUUCUCAACUUUCUGAAGUGGCGGCACAAGAGAAGCUGAUGCUGGAGCAGAGCCAUGAUCUGUUGAGAAGGAUAUCUGAGUUAGAGAUGCAGGAGAGGAGCUUGAAGUGCGGCUUCCUGAUUCAACAUAAACAGAGUUUGGAUACAAAACUUGUUAAAGACUAG
Molecule: messenger RNA, 1440 nt
Organism: Microthlaspi erraticum
Lineage: Eukaryota; Viridiplantae; Streptophyta; Magnoliopsida; Brassicales; Brassicaceae
Source: the annotation of a GenBank genome assembly